Artibeus jamaicensis (Jamaican fruit-eating bat) is the source of this 3329-nucleotide messenger RNA. It is a transcript of the gene LAT2, whose product is annotated as linker for activation of T cells family member 2. The record is from RefSeq and is a predicted model, not a curated record. Gene Ontology annotation, cellular component: plasma membrane. Bases 730 to 1752 code for a protein of 340 amino acids. Gene Ontology annotation, biological process: calcium-mediated signaling; B cell receptor signaling pathway; B cell activation. The transcript is spliced from 14 exons. NCBI's taxonomy places the organism in Eukaryota, Metazoa, Chordata, Mammalia, Chiroptera, Phyllostomidae.
GUCCCCUCCAAGCCUCUCAUCAGCCUCCCACAGCUGAGCAAAGGGCUGGUGCGGGGACGGCGGCCGUUGGAGCAGGGCAGUGCCCUCACCCUGCUCUGUGCCUCCAUAAGCCCCAUCUGGAAAAUGGGGGUGAAGAGACGUGGCUCCCAGGACUAGAGGGGUCACGAUUGUCCUUCCUUCUGUCCCGCAGCAUGGCUGCCUGUCUUGCUCCCCCUAAUGCCUGUGGCUGGCUGUUCCUGUCAGCAGUCCUCGUCUCCAGCCGUCAGUUCUGCCUUCUCCAUCCACCCAGGUCCCAUGUUCCGUGCGUGUGUGCACUGCCUGCCUCAUUCUCGGGACUCUCGCUGUCCGAGUACCUGGCUCUGGCUCUCUGGCUCCAUGUCCCUGACCGCCUGUGCGUCUCUCUCUGUCUCCCUGUGUCUCUGACUGUCUUUCUGUCCCUCUGUGUGUCUGUGUAUGCUGCGUGCUUCCCUUUCUCAUUCUCACACUGCCUGUUCCUCUUCUCUGUCUCGCUCUCUGGUUCCCUGUCUCUGGGUUUCUGUGUGUGUGUGUGUGUGUGUUUCAGUGUUGGUGUGUAUUUGUGUGUUCCCUAGUGUGUGCUUCUCUGUCCUCCUGCUCUCUUGUUGCCUGUGUGUGUCCCAGUGAAAGUUCCCACUGCAUUCUUUCUUCCUGCUCUGUGUGUGUCUCACCCUCCAUGUGACCUGUGUGUGUGUGUGUUCAGUGUGUGCGUCCAUGCCUUUCUGUUCUCUGCCUCUGUUUGUCUCGUUCUCUCCCUCUCGAUCCCUCUGUCUCUCGUGUGUGUGCGCGCAUGCGUGUGUAUCUGUCUCGUUCACAGCGGAGCCUGUCCGGCAGGGCAGCGGAUGUGUGAGGGAUGAUUCAGUGGCUGACAGGAAGCCCGCCCGCCUUGCCUGCUGCCCGCAAGUGUCAGUGGCGUUGGUGUCGGCUCCGGCAGGUGUGUGGGCUCAAGAUGAGGUGGCUGCAGUGAAGAGCUUUCAACUCUCAGCAGGCUGCAGCUUCCCCUGCCCCUUCCACUGGAACCGUGAUAGUGGCCAGUCACGGUGGUCACGGCCGACCAUGCCCCACCCUGCACUGGAACCUCAGGGAAAGUGGCCAGGAGCGGGCAUGAAUGCAGAGACUGAGCUGCUGUGGCCUGGGGCGGCCCUCCUGCUGCUGCUGGGGGCAGUGGCUGCCAGCCUGUGUGUGCGCUGCUCCCGCUCAGGUGUGAAGCGGUCCGAGAAAAUCUGUGAGCAAAGGAAUCUGCCAGAGGACCAACAGAACUUCUCGGGGGCCUGGACCUAUUCCUUGGCCAGGCCCAUGGUGGACAGAGCCUCUAACAUGGCAGCAGCACGGAAGGAUAAGCUGCUGCAGUUCUCCCCCAGCCUCGAGGGUUCUGCGUCCCCAAGGUAUCAGAACUUCAGAAAAGGAAGCAGACUUGGAUCCAAUGCAGUCUACAUAGACCCCACCCCCAUGGACUGUUACAUCUGGGAGCAGUUCCAGAAGCCCCAGGAAGCAGAUGAUGACGACGAUGCUAAUUCCUAUGAGAACGUGCUCAUCUGCAAGCAGAAGCAGCCCGACUCAGGUGACGAGGAGUCUGAGGAUUACCAGAACUCGGCUUCCAUCCAGCAGUGGCAGGAGUCCAGAAGGGUCGUGGGGAAAGGCCCGAGAGGAGCCCCUCCCUGCCCUGCAGGAAGCCCGGACAAGGAUGACGAAGAGCCCGAUUAUGUGAACGGGGAUGUGGCAGCCGCAGAAGCCUAGGGCAGACCUGAGAGGAGCAAACAGAAGCAGGUUGGGGAAGACCACUCACCACCAAACAAGGCGACAAGUAAAAAGAGGACGAUGUCGACCUACUGCAGUGAGGAGAGCUUCCGACACCAUGUGACCGAUUUCUCCAACAGAAGAUGCAUCAACAAGGGCCACGGAAGCACCUCUGCUCGGGAGCAGCUUCAAAGCUAUUACAAGUCACAUCUCAGACCACCCGGCUGAUCACUUGCUCAGAACCACUUAGAACCCACUUAAGACUUAGGAGAUCUUUUGGGCUGGUCUCCCAUUGGAAUCGCAAUUGGCUUUCCCGGGACAGAGUCUCCCAGCCUCAGCAUGACCCUCGGAGCCACCCAGGAAGUGCUGGGCAGCUCUUCCCGAGACCAAAGGCUGCUUCCGCCAUUGGCCUCAGAUCCCAGCCUCCAGUGCAACAUCAACACAUAAAUCUAAAUGAAAGCCUCUUGAUGUCUCGAGAUAGUGCCUACAGCUCCCCUUCGCCUUCUCUCCCCAGUUCAAUGAACUGCCCCCAGAAGUCCUCGUUUCUGGGGCCCCCAAUGCCGUGCUCCAGGAGGACAGGAGACCCUAAGUGUCAUUACCAGUGACUAAGCGAGUUCCCCUCAGUGUCCUGGGUGCACAUUACUGCCAGGGUCUAAGCAGAGGCUUUUAGCACAGCUUCCUUCACCCAAACACCUGGUAAGAAGGAGCUAUAGACGGAACACAUGGACAGCCCUUCCCGAUUCUUAGCCCCAAAUAAGGAGGAAAUCAGACACCAAGCUAUUGGAUGUGGCAAUGCGUUUUCAAAAGUAUUCCCAAAAGAAAAAUCCUUUGCCAGUGUGGGAGAGGGAGAGUCUUUUAGCUCGGCUUUGAAGAGAAGUGGCACGUCCCGCAGGCACCACAAGAAGGGCAAGUCCGAGUUGCUGGCCUCAAGCAGCUGGGUGGUCUCGGGCAGGCCACCUGAGCUGCUUCCUUAGCCACAAAAUGCUGCUGAGAACCUCUGGGUGCAGGGCUUCUGAGAGGCUCAGCAGGUGAGGAAAGCACCAGCACUUGCAUCUGUCUCACUGCGGUGGCAUCCCAAAGUCCCUCUCAACUCCCCCCAACUCCCCAGUGGGGGGAGGCAAGUGGACAGACUGGAGCCGGGCAAGCUCCCCACCCACCCAGAGCGAGUCAGCAGAGCGGUGAUACGGAGUCCGUCCCCUUCCAGCCAAGAUCGUCCCACCUCCACUCCACAGGCCCCUGCAGAUAAACCCUGUUUUCGCAUGCUGUGAUGCCCACGCCAGUCUCCUACCUUGAACACAUUCUCACUGUUGAUGAAGCCGAAUCCCGAGAAAGUAGACUGCAAAUUGUUCAGUGCCUGUUGAGGAACAAAAACACAGGAGGCUGAUAUUCAACCUCGGCUCUUCCCCAUCGCUCCUGGCUGAACACCCUCCUGGCAAGCCUGCUCCCCGUCAGCCCAAGGCCCCAGCGCUUCUCCCUCUGGCUAUGCUCGGCUGUGCCGCUGGCACUUCCCGCUUCCCCCUAAAAUAAGGGGCACACACAGGUCUGAGCCUCACGGCGGAGGCCACACCCACCUGCCU